This is a messenger RNA of Mus musculus (house mouse), 1420 nucleotides long. RefSeq names its product enoyl-Coenzyme A delta isomerase 3 (gene Eci3). The transcript has 10 exons. Gene Ontology annotation, molecular function: fatty-acyl-CoA binding; delta(3)-delta(2)-enoyl-CoA isomerase activity. The coding region runs from base 150 to 1103 and encodes 317 amino acids. The record is from RefSeq and is marked validated. NCBI's taxonomy places the organism in Eukaryota, Metazoa, Chordata, Mammalia, Rodentia, Muridae. Gene Ontology annotation, cellular component: peroxisome.
AAGGCUGGCUUUAACUUCCUUCCUUGAGCAGAAGAGUACGCGGUGCUGGUGUCCUAGACGAUCUUCCUGAGGACCAGGAACUAUAAGACCCCACCCCUACCUGCAACAGCUACAGCCCUGUUGAGCAGGCCACAGAAGGACCCUGUAAUAUGCCUAAGCCUGGUGUGUUUAACUUUGUCAACAAAGCCACGUGGGAUGCAAGAAAUGCCCUGGGCAGCCUACCCAAGGAAACUGCCAGGAAGAACUAUGUGGAUCUCGUAUCCAGUUUGAGUUCCUCAUCUGAAGCCCCGAGCCAGGGAAAGCGUGGAGCUGAUGAGAAAGCCCGGGAGUCCAAAGACAUCCUGGUAACUUCUGAAGAUGGCAUCACAAAGAUCACGUUCAAUCGGCCCACCAAAAAGAAUGCCAUAUCCUUCCAGAUGUAUCUGGAUAUUAUGCAUGCACUUAAAAAUGCCAGCACGGAUAACUCAGUCAUAACUGUUUUCACAGGAACUGGUGACUACUACAGCAGUGGGAAUGACCUAAAAAACUUGAUUAAUGACGCUGGUGAAAUACAGGACGUAGUAGCCACGUCUACUAAGAUACUGAGGGAAUUUGUAAACUGUUUUAUAGACUUUCCGAAGCCUCUGGUUGCAGUAGUAAAUGGCCCAGCUGUGGGAAUCGCUGUCACCAUCCUGGCACUAUUUGAUGCUGUCUUUGCUUCGGACAGGGCAACGUUUCAUACUCCAUUCAGCCAACUCAGCCAGAUCCCGGAAGCAUGCUCCACAUACAUGUUUCCAAAGAUAAUGGGCCCAACAAAGGCAGCUGAGAUGCUUCUCUUUGGGAAGAAGCUCACAGCAAGAGAGGCCUGGGCUCAAGGCCUUGUCACUGAAGUUUUCCCUGAGAGCACUUUUGAGACAGAAGUCUGGACCAGGCUGAAAACAUAUUCGAAGCUCUCGCCAAACGUGAUGAGAAUUUCCAAAGAGUUAAUCAGAAAACAUGAGAAACAAAAGCUAUACACCGUGAAUGCCGAAGAGUGCGCUGCAGCCCUGGAAAGGAUGCCGAGAGAGGAGUAUGCGAAGGCACUCAGGAACUUCCUGUUCAGAAAGGCAAAGGCUAAGCUAUGAAGACCACCAGAGCGGGCAUGCACUGAGAGUCCCAGUCUCAGGAGCUUCAAUGACACAGACUCCUCUGUGCCCUUGUUAUUCCUAGCAUAGCAGUUACGAGGAGAGUGCCUCAGCUAUGACCAAUAAAAACUCCCAUAAAACAAAGCCUUAUGAGUUUAUGCAGGAUAGCUAGAAUUGACCUGACCCAGAGGGUGAUAGACCUCUACAAUGAAACUUUACAUCUCUGAACAAAGAGAUAUACCGAAAAACUCUAGAAAAUGGAAAGACAACCUAUAGUUCAUGAAUAAAAUUAAUUAAAAAUGAUACUAAAAAAUUAA